CCUUCGACUUGGCCCCGAACGACACUUAAUUGACUCAGUGUAUAGCUUUGUUCCUUUAAGCCAUGCAAGUUCUCUCGAAUGCUCGCCGAUUUUCUAAGGCAUUGCAUUCUCAGAUUUUUCUCAACUCCUAUCAUUUCCUUUCUUUUGACCUUCAGAGCAUCGGAGAUCCUCACUUGGUCACUUCAUGGCGGAACACCAGAAGCUUGCCUUCAAAGGCCCCUUGGUUCUCAGGGACGACUCAAUCAUUGACAACUGAAUCAUUGCCAAUGCACUUCUUGAUGUCAAAAUCAUUUUCUACGUCAAGAGCAAAUACUGAUGAAGGGGAUACAACAGUGUUAAAUGCAGAGGCCGUGAAGGAACUGUAUGACAAAAUGCUGGAAUCUGUAAAUGUUAAACGAUCAAUGCCUCCAAAUGCUUGGUUGUGGUCAAUGAUUGAGAAGUGUGGGAACCAUGAUGAUAUUAGACUUCUGUUUGACAUUUUGCAGAACAUUCGCAGAUUUAGGCUGUCAAAUCUUCGCAUUCAUGCAAACUUCAAUGACAACCUCUGUCGUGAAGUUUCUAAAGCAUGUGCUAGAGUAGGAGCUCUUGACUUUGGAAAGAAAACCUUGUGGAAGCAUAAUUUGUAUGGAUUGACUCCAAGCGUUGCAUCUGCUCACCAUUUGCUGUCAUAUGCUAAGAAUCACAAUGAUAGUAAACUGUUAAUGGAAGUGAUGAAACUUAUAAAGACCAAUGACCUACCAUUGCAACCAGGCACAGCAGAUAUAGUUUUCAGCAUUUGUUACAAUACAGAUAAUUGGGAGUUGAUUAAUAAAUAUGCAAAGAGGUUUGUUAGGGCUGGUGUAAAACUUCGACAAACCUCGUUUGACACAUGGAUGGAAUUUGCGGCAAGAAAAGGAGACACAGAAUCAUUGUGGAAAAUUGAGAAGCUGAGAUCUGAGUCAAUGAAGAAGCAUACCCUGGCAAGUGGUUUGUCAUGUGCCAAGGGUCUUCUGUUGGAACAUAAACCUGAUGAAGCAGCAGCUGUCAUUCGGGCCUUAAAUGAGGCUUUGCCUGAUGCUAAAAAGACAGGCAUGAAGGAUGAACUUCAGAAGCUUGUAUCUGAGUGGCCUUUGGAAGUUAUAAAGCACCAAAAAGAAGAGGACCGAAAGGCAUUGGCAGCCUCUUUGAAAUCUGAUGUUCUUUCCAUGGUUGAUUUACUAAACAUGGGACUGGAGGCAAACGUUAACAUGGAAGACCUGAACAGAAAAGAUGAAAUCCUUCAAUAACACAAGUUCAGAAUUUGAUGAAGGCCUUGUCUAGGAAGGAGCUCCACACAAGGAUUAUCCAAUGGCUCUUGUUAGAUAGAUACUGAAACACUGACCUCAGCAUUUCUUGUUGGUUUAGAUUUUGAAAUAUAUUUAUUCUUUUUUAUGCGAGUCUGUUCCAUUUCUUUAUGUCUCUCAAGUGAUAUGCAAAUUUGUAAGCAUGUCUAUGCAAUUUAGUUCUUUAACGGCUGAAAUUUUGUUGUCACUGGUUUUAUUGUAUAAAUAAUCUGGCUGGUCUCUAGCGCAUGCAAGAAUGUUCUUCACUACGGGUGACAUGGAACAGAAGGUUGGUGUUCUGUUUUUCUAGUUACGUUGCAUUUGAAUUUAGAUUCGUGAGGCGAAUAUUGAUGA
Molecule: messenger RNA, 1655 nt
Organism: Prosopis cineraria
Lineage: Eukaryota; Viridiplantae; Streptophyta; Magnoliopsida; Fabales; Fabaceae
Exons: 11
Coding region: 63-1265 (400 amino acids)
Molecular function (GO): protein binding
Source: RefSeq, a predicted model, not a curated record